This is a messenger RNA of Aspergillus costaricaensis CBS 115574, 791 nucleotides long. RefSeq lists its product as uncharacterized. Bases 212 to 682 code for a protein of 156 amino acids. The transcript has a single exon. Lineage: Eukaryota; Fungi; Ascomycota; Eurotiomycetes; Eurotiales; Aspergillaceae. The record is from RefSeq and is a predicted model, not a curated record.
UCCCCUCUCAACUUGGGCUACACAAGCACCAGAAUCAAUUACUCACUGGCAUCACUUUGCCAGCAAGACAGCCUCCUCAUUUCUAAUAUAAAAGCACCCUCAAUCGCCGCCCCCCAAACCGACUCGAGGAUUGUUUUCGUCUCCAUCCUCUUCUCCCUCUAUCAUCUUUAUUCCCAAGCAGGUACGCUCCAAAGCACAACAUCAAGCAAUCAUGUCUCCCAUCCAAUCCCUUGGUAAACUCCUGGUUCUGAUUCUCGUCUCUUCAAGCUCCGCCAUGUCUCUCACUCGCUACACUGCACCCAUUCCCCAGGGCGCGAAGGUGGUCGAGACGCGUGAGCAACUCAACCAAGUAGUCCGGGAAAAUCCCGAGACUGUCCUGUACGAUCAGGAUGGUGGCUACAUGUUGAAAGAUGAGAGCGGAACCGUGGUUGCUGUAGCUGCGGACUCUCUGUGUCCCGAGUUGGACCAGGCCUUGGCUGAAGUUGAGGCCCUCCAAGCAGAGACGAAGCUGGCUGGCAAUGCCGGAGACCAAGGUGAUACCACCAGCAAGAAAAGAGACGUUAAUGAUGUUCAGGACACUAAUCGUCCACUUCGCUGUUCUCAUCCUAGAUGCUUCAAUUCCGCCAUCUGCCUGACCUAUACCGAUUGUCACGUCUGUUUGCGACAGCACCACUGUAUCUGAGGUGGUUGAUACUUUACACGGUGGGGUUUGGAGGGGUGGGAGGAGCUUGAGAUAAGGAGGAUUUGCGAAGAAUGGGAUUGAUGGAUGUGUUAUAGUGGACUAUUUGGAU